Molecule: messenger RNA, 3091 nt
Organism: Crotalus tigris (Tiger rattlesnake)
Lineage: Eukaryota; Metazoa; Chordata; Lepidosauria; Squamata; Viperidae
Gene: TMEM87A
Product: transmembrane protein 87A
Exons: 20
Coding region: 83-1819 (578 amino acids)
Biological process (GO): retrograde transport, endosome to Golgi
Cellular component (GO): Golgi cisterna membrane; Golgi apparatus
Source: RefSeq, a predicted model, not a curated record
GUCCGGAGACUCGGCGGUGGAGCGGAAGAGGCGGCGAGCGCUCCGGAGCAGGUUCUUUCCUUGUUGAUUUCGCUGAAAAGGGAUGGCGGUGCCAGGCGCGUCGGGGAAGAUGCUGCUGUUGCCGCCGCCGCGGGGCCGCCUUUCUGUAGGACUGACCCUGCUGCUCCUUCAGCUCCUCUUUGCGGAGCUGCCGAGCCCGGCUGGAGCCAGCCAGCUCUCCAAGUGGGAAGUGCCGCUGCCCGUGAAGACAUAUUUUCAUUUUGGAAAAAUUCUGUUUAGCAACACUACUAUUUUCCUAAAGUUUACUGGCAAUGAAAGCGCCUGUGAUCCUUCUCAAAGUUACAUUAUAAGGUGGUACUUAAGAUACUCCUAUUGCUACAAUGAGGUCUUCAAUUUUGGGGAUGAACAGGCAAAUAUAUAUUUUCAGAGCAUUUCGGAACAACAUCCAAAUUGGGCAGGAUACUAUGCUAUGUCUGAACUCUCCUUCCCCAAUUGUAGUGAGCUCUUCAAGCCACAGAAUUUCUACAGUGAAUUUGUUCAUCCAGUCCUCUUAAGCAGUAAAGAGGAUAGGAAAGAGAAUGGAACAAACACUACUGUAGUAGAGAAUUUUGCAAUGAAUGCUGUAAUGCAAACAUGGCAAGAUGGGCCAUAUAUCUUUAUUGUAAAGGCUGAUACUUUACCUUCAAAGGAUGGAGCAAACAUUAAAGGAACACAUGAAGAAUUACCAAAUGUUAUGGCUCCUUCCGAUCAACCCAAAGCACCAAUUAUCAUGACUGUGGAAGUUAUUGGACCAUAUGAAUACCUUUCUCUAGCAGAUUAUCCUCUUAUGAUUUUCUUCAUGGUGAUGUGUAUUGUAUAUGUGUUGUUUGGCGUUCUGUGGUUUGCAUGGUCAGCCUGCUACUGGCGGGAUCUUCUAAGGAUACAGUUUUGGAUUGGUACAGUUAUCUUACUUGGAAUGUUGGAGAAAGCUGUAUUCUAUGCAGAAUUCCAGAAUAUUCGCUAUACAGGAAAAUCCGUCCGAGAGGCACUAAUCCUGGCUGAGCUACUUUCAGCAUUGAAACGUUCCCUUGCUCGAAUUCUUGUUAUCAUAGUGAGUCUGGGAUAUGGCAUAGUAAAACCUCGUCUGGGAGUUACUCUUCAUAAAGUAAUUGCAGCUGGAGUCCUUUAUUUAUUAUUUUCUGGUGUGGAAGGUGUCCUCAGAGUCACUGGGUCUUUCCAUGGUAUUACAGCUGCUGUAGCUAACUUCGGACUGUCUAUCAUUGACUCCUGUAUUAUUUAUUGGAUAUUUAUCAGUUUAACUCAAACGAUGAAAUUGCUGAAGCUUAGGAGGAAUGUUGUGAAGCUAUCUCUUUACCGGCACUUUACCAAUACACUCAUCUUGGCAAUAGCAGCAUCUAUUGUUUUUAUCAUCUGGACAACUUUGAAAUUCAGACUGAUGGAUUGUAAGUCGGACUGGCAAGAGCUGUGGGUUGAUGAUGCCAUCUGGCGGCUGUUGUUCUCAAUGAUUCUUUUUGUCAUCAUGAUUCUUUGGAGGCCAUCUGCAAAUAACCAGCGGUUUGCUUUUUCACCAUUGUCUGAAGAAGAUGAGGACGAUGAACAGAAAGAGCCAAUGUUGAAAGAGAGUUUUGAAGGCAUGAAAAUGAGAACUUCAAAACAAGAAUCAAAUGGAAAUCCUAAAACCAACAAAGCACAAGAAGAUGAUUUGAAAUGGGUAGAAGAGAAUGUUCCUUCUUCUGUGACUGAUGCGGCUUUGCCAGCAUUACUGGAUUCAGACGAGGAAAGAAUGAUCACACACUUUGAAAGAUCCAAAAUGGAAUGAAAGAUAAUACGACUUGCAGAAGCAGCUGUCUUACUGCUGUUUGAGAAAGGAAGACACCUUGUCUCUCUUGCAAUGUUCCAGUUCUGCUUUCUCUGAUAUGUUCCAUGAACUUUGGAACUACUGAUUGGUAUCAGAGGGAUUUUUUUUUUGUGAGGUCAGCAUGGAGGGAAUUUCAGUCAUGAAAAGAUUUGCAUUUGCACUGUUUGCUGCCAGUGUCCUAUUUAAACUAUGGAAAUGUCUUUUAUUGCAGCAAAUUCUUGUAAAGUAUUUAAGUUAAAACACUUAACAAUUGGCAGAGCAACUUUUAAUUCAACACUAGAUCUAAAUCCCAUGAUUUAACUAUAAGGGGUGAGAGAAAACAAGAAGUUUCUUGUAAGGAUGAAUCAUGUGCAGAAGUUUCUUCAAACAAGCCAAAAGUGACCUCUGCUUGUAGAUAAUUUCCAGCAUGGUGUAUUCAGUAAGAUGCUGCACUUAAUUCCAGUAUCCUCUACUUGAGACUGUAAAUGGGGGUUUGAUUCCUAUCUCUAUCCACUUUUCUUGGAGGACUUAUAUUGUCAGAGCUGACAGAAUCAUCAUGUCAUCUGUAAAAAUACUUUGCAUACAAAAAACAUGUAUGCAACACCCUGUUGUGUGUGAGAAAUCUUGAAUCAGGAUCAGUGCCUUUUCUCUUAGAAACAAUAGCUAUUGUCUGAAGAUUCUGCUGUCUGGCUAGGAAAAUAAGAGAGUUUUUGAAGGAAGACUUUGCUUAUGGAAAACUCCAAAAGAAAUAUUUGGAAGAAAUUAUGAUGCUUAAUAUUUUUAGCAAAAUUAAGUGCACUUUUUUCAUUCCAUAACAUAAAAAAUACUUUCAAUUUAAUGUACUUAAAAGCAAUUAUUACUUAAUCCCAAAUUUGUUGCUAUGAGGUCUGAACAAGAGCAGUUAAUCAUUUGAAUUGGAACAGUAAUUGAAUGAAAACGCCAUUGAACAUCAUAGUACGUACCAACUAUCCCUAUUUCCAUGUUAAAAUUAUUUAUGCUAGGUUUAUUGAGCCCAAAAAGAUUUGAGCCACUGAUUCAUAAGGUCAAACAGAACCUAUCAGCUGUGAAUUGUGAUACUGUAAUUUGUCAAAACUGAAACAUUUUUGAUUUGAAAUUACUUAUAAGUGGCAAGCUCCAGUUGGGCUAUGUUUGACUUUAAAUUGUUACUUUCAGUUGAUUAACCUGUGCUAAAUUUGCUUGGGUGAGAUCUUUGUAAAAAGUAGUAGUCAUAAAUGGGAAGUAUUCUGUUUUGCA